This is a messenger RNA of Cavia porcellus (domestic guinea pig), 2189 nucleotides long. It is a transcript of the gene Rorc, whose product is annotated as RAR related orphan receptor C. The transcript is spliced from 11 exons. The record is from RefSeq and is a predicted model, not a curated record. Gene Ontology annotation, molecular function: zinc ion binding; oxysterol binding; RNA polymerase II cis-regulatory region sequence-specific DNA binding. Gene Ontology annotation, biological process: regulation of transcription by RNA polymerase II. Gene Ontology annotation, cellular component: nucleus. Lineage: Eukaryota; Metazoa; Chordata; Mammalia; Rodentia; Caviidae. Bases 119 to 1675 code for a protein of 518 amino acids.
CUGCUGACGGGCCAGGUGCUCCCUCCCUCCUCCCUCCUCCCGCCCUCUUCCCCUGGGCCCUGCUCCCUGCCCUCCUGUGCAGCCAGGGCAGCAAGGACGGCACCAAGGGAGCUGCCCCAUGGACAGGACCCCACAAAGACACCACCGAACUUCGAGGGAGCUGCUGACUGCAAAGAAGACCCACAUCUCACAAAUCGAAGUGAUUCCUUGCAAAAUCUGUGGAGACAAGUCAUCUGGGAUCCACUACGGGGUUAUCACCUGUGAGGGGUGCAAGGGUUUCUUCCGCCGGAGCCAGCAGUGUCAUGUUGUCUACUCCUGCACUCGGCAGCAGAACUGCCCCAUUGACCGCACCAGCCGCAACCGAUGCCAGCACUGCCGCCUGCAAAAAUGCCUGGCGUUGGGCAUGUCCCGAGAUGCUGUCAAGUUUGGCCGCAUGUCCAAGAAACAGAGGGACAGCCUGCAUGCAGAGGUGCAGAAGCAACUACAGCAGCAGCAGCAGCUGCAACGGGAACAAGUGGUGAAGACCCCUCCAGCAGGGGGCCAUGGAGCAGACACCCUCACCUGUACCUUGGGGCUCCCUGAUGGGCAGCUGCCCCUGGGUUCCUCACCUGACCUGCCUGAGGCCUCUGCCUGUCCCCCUGGCCUCCUGAGAGCCUCGGGCUCUGGGCUGUCGUAUGCUCACACCUCGGCCAAAACAGAGCUCAACGGGGUCCCCUAUCACCUUGAGUACAGCCCUGAGCGGGGCAAGGCUGAGAGCGCAGAGGGUGCCUGUGGCACAGGCAGCCAGCUUACUCCUGGCAGAUGUGGACUUCAUUUUGAGGGAUCCAGGCAUCCUGGGCUCGGGGAACCAAGACAGGGCCUGGACAACUACUGCAGCCCCAGUUUCUACAGCACCCCAGAAACAUCAUAUGCCUCCCUGACAGAGAUUGAGCACCUAGUACAGAAUGUCUGCAAGUCCUACCGAGAGACGUGUCAGCUGCGGCUAGAGGACCUGCUACGGCAGCGCACCAACCUCUUCUCCCGGGAGGAGGUGACCAGCUACCAGAGGAAGUCUAUGUGGGAGAUGUGGGAGCGCUGUGCCCACCACCUCACCGAGGCCAUUCAGUACGUGGUGGAGUUUGCCAAGCGGCUUUCAGGCUUCAUGGAGCUCUGCCAGAAUGACCAGAUUGUCCUAAUAAAAGCAGGAGCAAUGGAGGUUGUGCUGGUUAGGAUGUGCCGCGCCUACAAUGCUGACAACCACACAGUCUUUUUUGAAGGCAAAUACGGUGGCGUGGAGCUGUUUCGAGCCUUGGGCUGCAGCGAGCUCAUCGGCUCCAUCUUUGACUUCUCCCACUCCCUAAGUGCCUUGCACUUUUCUGAGGAUGAGAUCGCCCUCUACACAGCCCUUGUUCUCAUCAAUGCCAACCGGCCAGGGCUCCAGGAAAAAAGGAAAGUAGAACAGCUGCAGUACAGCCUGGAGCUGGCCUUUCAUCAUCAUCUCUGCAAGACUCACCGCCAAGACAUCCUGGCAAAGCUGCCGCCCAAGGGGAAGCUGCGGAGCCUGUGCAGCCAGCAUGUGGAGAAGCUGCAAGUCUUCCAGCACCUCCACCCCAUCGUGGUCCAAGCCGCCUUCCCACCACUCUACAAGGAACUCUUCGGCACUGAAAUCGAGUCCCCGGAGGGGCUGUCCAAGUGACCUGGAAGAGGGAGGCCUUUUCUCUGUCUUUGGCACUCUGGCCACCUUCCAGGACCCUGUUCUACCCUCAGCCCACCCUCAUUCCUUCCCCAUACCUUUUGCAGGGUGGUUCCCACCUGUUCUCUGGGAGUGAGCAAAUGCUGAGAUCAGUUCUCAGACACAGACUUGCCUGGUAGGGGACAAUAGCCAGAGUGCAGCAAUGGAGGAAAGCUAUCUCCAGCCUCAGCCUCCUCUGUCUCCUUCCCCACAGCCUCCACCUCGGCUUGUAUGACUGUGGAAUGGGUGGGAUCUAAGGACCUCUAAGAGGACCAAAGUUUCCUCAAGAAAACAAGAAAAUCCAGGUCACCCUGAAUGAAGAGAACUCAACUCUGGGCUCAGAAGCAAAGAACAGGCCUUUGAAAUACCUCACUGUACUUCCCCAUGCUCUUUGGCUGGGGGAAGAUAAAUCAAGCUCAGAAACUAGUGGCAAGACCCCAGAAGGACCUAGAUAUAACAUGAAUCUGGAUCCUUAGAA